AUGGACACAAAAUAGCAAGACAUAUUAUCGCCAUUAUUAGAAAAUUAAGUGGACUGUAACCUCCAGGAAUAAGAGACAAAAUACAAAGAUCUUUUGCCACAAGAGUAUUAAUGGAUAGUAGAGAAACACAGAGAAGUAGAUUACUCAAAGCCUGAGAGUAGGUUUUAAUCAAUUCCAUUCAAGUUUGAAAAAAUGGAGAGAAAGACUAGAGUCUAGCAGACUCUAUUACUUCCACACAGAAAUCUUAUCAUAGUAGAAUAUUACUAUGAAGGUGAUAGUAAAAAUAGAUCUAUCGAUUUUAUUGACUUUAAAACUUAAUAACUUUUGUCAACUCUGGAUUUAAAAAAUCUGCACUAUUCGAACGCCAUUUAUCACAAAAUUUUCAAUGAUGUCGACUACAUUUUUUAUCAAACUGGCUAAUCGAUAUAUUUCUUGACAUUUGAUGAUUUUUUUCAAUAGAAACUUGAAAAGUACUUCAUUGAAUUUUAAUUCGAAAAGUUAGAUAGUUUCUCUAAUGCUAACAUCAUAGAUGAAUUUAGACUUAUGAUCUAUUAUUCAUAAAGUACCCUUUUUUUCAAACUUGAUAAUUCUUUCCUUGAGCAAAUUAUAAACGGAAAAACAACUCAAUUUAAAAUUACAAGUUAUCUAGAUAUGUACGAAUAUAUCUUGGAUCAAAAUUUCAAUAUUUACGAAUAUAGCAAUGUUGAUGGUAUUACUUUAAAUAAAAUACAGUAAAUCUGCCCUUCAACCGUUUCGAGCAUUAAAUAUAUGUAUAAGAUAUAAACUACCUCAAAUAAAAUCUUUAUGUUCUUAGAGUAAAAAACUCAAGAUUAUGUACUAUUCGUAUUUGAUUCUAAGACAUUUUAACUAAUCAAUCAAUUUCCGAAGAUACUUCAAAAACAGUUUAAUAUACUUGAACUAGACUUGAUCAAUAAUAGGCUUUAUUUUAGAGAUAACAAUGAAUAGGAAAAGAUUAACUAUAUCAAAUACAACACAAACCUUAAUUCAAGUUAUGACCUCGUCCCAAUCGUAAACCAUAAGAAACAAUUAACUAAAACAGACGAUUUAUCAUUUUUAAACAACUACUAAUUAUACAACUCUAUAGAAUAAGAUGGCAUGGUUGUGAUUAUUGACUUAAAUACUGGAAUUCAGAAAAAAAUACUAAAGGAAUAAUUGAAAAAUUGUAAGUAAUACCUUAAGGCUAGCGAUGAAAUUUUGAAAAAUGACAAUUUCCAUGAAAUUAUUAAAGAAGAUUACGAGGAUGAGUAAUAUGAAUUAGUUUAAGAUAUAAAUUCAAACGAUAUGCUUAUAAAAAGGGAUAACUAUCAUGUUUAUCUUAAUGGUAAUCGUAAGGUGAAAUGGGCUGAUUUUAGGGUCAAAUCAGGAUAUUAGUUUUAAAAUAAUAAUACUCAUUGUAUUAUGAAAAAUAGAUUUGGUGAAAAACAAUAUGUCUUUGAUCAUGCUUAGCCAAAAUAAAUAGUUUAUUUUGAUAUCUAAAGCUUAGAUUUUAAAUCGAUUGAUCUUACUGAUGAAAUAAGAGUUAGUACAGUUCCUAGAGAAGCUGUUUUUGAUGAAAUCACAGGUUAUCUAUUGUUUGCAUUUUACUCAGAUGUCAAAAUAGUCAAUCUUCAAAGUGGAAAGGAAAUUAAAGUAAUAAAUCCUCCCUAGAAUAGGAAUUAAAUCUUUUUCGCCAACAACUAUAUUUAAAUAAACUCUGAAAAGGGAACAAGUGUAAUGUUUUUCAAGAAUAAAAAUGUCGACAAAGUUUUUUACAUAGAGUAAUUGAAAACAUAUGAAAAUCUGUCUAUUAAUGACGCGUAUUAAAAAGAGUCUAAUACAUAAUCUUUCUUCUUAUUUAGAAGAUAAGAAAAAGAUCUUGUCUCCUAUACGAUGGCAUUCAACUCAUUUGAAGAACUGUUUAAUGAGGAAUAACUGAAUUAGCCUGUGUAUCCUGCUUUUUAUUUCACCUAUACCUACAAGGCAAUAAUAGAUUCAAGUAUGGUAUAGAUUUAUAUUAAAAAUGAACAAGAAAUGGUAGGUUUUUUCGAUAUUAACAUUACUGAUCAGCUAAUUAAAGACUAUAGAAAUAUUACUACCUUGACUAAUGAAUAGAUAAUCAAAGAACUGACAUCUAAUAUAGAUAAUUACCUUAAAUUCAUUGAUGGAUAUGGCACAGGAAUAACACUAUUUUAGAAUAACUUGAUUGCUUUAGAGACCAUUGUAAAAUAGCUGUCAGUGAAAGAUAAGUCAGCAAUACCAAUUCUUAUAUGCUAGAGAAUGCUUGGGGAGGAAACCCCUUUAGAUUUUUCAAUAAAAAAUAAUCAGCAAAAGAUCAUCAAUCUUAUCCUAGCAUUAAUCAUAAAAUACUAAGAUCACAUCAUGUUUAACUAAAUAAUAGAUAAAAAUUUAUGCGAACUUAUCAAACAAUAGAUUGACUUAUAAGAAUACUUAGAAAGUCAUCUCCCCAGUUACGAGAUUUUGGAUCCAUCUUAUCCAAGUUAGCAUCGCGAUGAUUAGGAGUUGAUUGAAGGAACUACUUUGGAAAAUCCUAAAGAUGCUCAUUUAAAGUAUGAGGAAUUAUUUGGAAGCAAAUUGGACAAUAAAACAUAAGAAGAUGAUUCCAUAGUUUCAAUAGAAUAUCAUUUGAUUAAUUUACCUGUAACUUUGACAACAAAUCCCUAAUACAUAAUGGAAGUACUGAGUUAAACAGAAAAACCUGAAUAUUUUGAGAAUUUAACAAUACAAACUAUCAUAAAUUUUAAAUGGAAAGAGUACACAAAGGAAUUUUACUAAAAAAGAUUCUACAUUUUCCUGAUAUUCAUGGCCUUUUUUAUUUUCGAUAUUUUCUAUUCAGCUUAUGCGACUCAAGAUACUAAAGAAGACACAAAAGAAGCUAAAACAGAGGAUUAAACUUAGCCUCCUAAUAUAUGGUAUAAAAUAUCUCCGAAAAUUGUUUGUGGAAUAGUACUUAUUUACUUCUUAAGCUAUGAGGUAAAACAAAUAAUUAAGUAAAAAGGGGAUUACUUUUAAGAUGUAUGGAAUUACUUUGAUUUUACUCAUAUUAUUUCGUUUACAGCUUUUUGCAUUCUAGACUUCACAGAAUAGGACGAAGGUUAUCUUAUCUUGAUAAAAAUCCUAGUAAUCAUACUAACUUUUAUGAAGCUAUUCUUCUUUAUUAGAAUAUAUGAUGGCUUUAGUUUCCUAGUUUCAAUGCUUGCUGGUGUCUUCAAAGACAUCAAAUACUUCUUAAUGUUCUUCGUGAUUUUUAUACUCCAGUUUGGAAUGAUAUUCUUAGUCCUUUUUAAGGCAUAAUCUAUAGAAGAAUACAAUGGUGUGAAUAAAGUAGCAUACUUUCUCAUGGCCUUCAGAAUAUCAUCUGGUGAUUUCAAUGUUGAUGAUUACUAAAAUUAAGAUAGUAUGCUAGUUAUUGUUUCAUGGAUUAUCUGGUUGAUCGCUGUUAUGGCAUUGAAUAUCGUCUUCAUGAACUUUAUUAUCGCUGUGAUAUCAGAAUCAUACGAGAGAGUCAUGCAGAAACUUGUUGCUGAGUUAUAUCGAGUAAAAGCCAACAUGAUUGUUGAGAGAGAGCAGCUAUUGAGUGCUGAUGAAUUGGCAAGCAAACAAUAUUUCCCUAACUUUAUUGUUGUGAGAAGACCUUUAAACACAGAGGCAACUGAGGGUGGGGAAUGGUAGGGAUUCAUAAAAGAUCUCAAAUAUACCAUUAGAACUUCAGCUGCUAAGUCUAGAGGAGAAAUUAUCCUAAAUCUUAACUCUAUUAAGACUUAGAAUUAAGAUAAUGGGCAAAAGCUAGAGGACAGAAUUUCGCAAUCACUUAAACUUUUAAGAACUGAUCUUGACACUAAAGUCGGUAGCCUUGAUGAGCAAGUUAAAGGCUUAAAAGGUGAUAUGGAUUUUAUCAAGAACUCAUUAACUUAAAUUCUGUAGAAAAAUAUCCAGUGA
Molecule: messenger RNA, 3957 nt
Organism: Stylonychia lemnae
Lineage: Eukaryota; Ciliophora; Spirotrichea; Sporadotrichida; Oxytrichidae
Source: the annotation of a GenBank genome assembly